AUGAUUUUUAAAUCUUUUCUACUAGGUAAUCUAGUAUCCUUAUGCAUGAAGAUAAUCAAUUCGGUCGUUGUGGUCGGACUCUAUUAUGGAUUUCUGACCACAUUCUCCAUAGGGCCCUCUUAUCUCUUCCUUCUCCGAGCUCAGGUUAUGGAAGAAGGAGAAGAAGGAACCGAGAAGAAGGUAUCAGCAACAACUGGUUUUAUUACGGGACAGCUCAUGAUGUUCAUAUCGAUCUAUUAUGCGCCAAUGCAUCUAGCAUUGGGUAGACCUCAUACAAUAACUGUCCUAGCUCUACCCUAUCUUUUGUUUCAUUUCUUCUGGAACAAUCACAAACACUUUUUUGAUUAUGGAUCUACUACCAGAAAUUCAAUGCGUAAUCUCAGCAUUCAAUGUGGAUUCCUGAAUAAUCUCAUUUUUCAAUUAUUCAACCAUUUCAUUUUACCAAGUUCAAUGUUAGCCAGAUUAGUCAACAUUUAUAUGUUUCGAUGCAACAACAAGAUGUUAUUUGUAACAAGUAGUUUUGUUGGUUGGUUAAUUGGUCACAUUUUAUUCAUGAAAUGGCUUGGAUUGGUAUUAGUCUGGAUACGGCAAAAUCAUUCUAUUAGAUCAAAUGUACUUAUUCGAUCUAAUAAGUACCUUGUGUCAGAAUUGAGAAAUUCUAUGGAUCGGAUCUUUAGUAUUCUCUUAUUUAUUACCUGUGUCUACUAUUUAGGCAGAAUACCGUCACCCAUUCUUACUAAGAAACUGAAAGAAACCUCAAAAACGGAAGAAAGAGAUGUAGAAAUAGAAACAACUUACGAAACGAAGGGGACUAAACAGGAACAAGAGGGAUCCACCGAAGAAGAUCCUUCUCCUUCCCUUUUUUCGGAAGAAAAGGAGGAUCCGGACAAAAUCGAUGAAACAGAAGAGAUCCGAGUGAAUGGAAAGGAAAAAACAAAGGAUGAAUUCCACUUUCACUUUAAAGAGACAUGCUAUAAAAAUAGCCCAAUUUAUGAAGCUUCUUAUCUGGAUGGGAAUCAAGAAAAUUCGAAGUUAAAAAUAAUUGAAGAUAAAAAUAUAGAACUCUUCUGGUUUGAAAAACCCUUUGUAACUCUUCUUUUCAAUUAUAAUCGAUGGAAUCGACCGUUGCGAUACAUAAAAAACAAUCGAUCUGAAAAUGCUGUAAGAAAGGAAAUGUCACAAUAUUUUUUUUAUACACGGCAAAGUUAUGGAAAAAAAAGAAUAUCUUUUACGUUUCCACCCAGUUUAUCAGCUUUUUGUAAAAUGAUACAAAGAAAGAUGUCCUUGUCCAUAAUAGAAAAACUCUCCUCUGAUGAACUGUACAACCAUUGGGUUUCGACCAACAAACAAAAAAGUAACAAUCUAAACAAAAAGUUGAUAAAUAGAAUUGAGGUUCUAUCCAAAGAAUUUCUUUCUCUGGAUUUACUUGAAAAAAGGAUUCGAUUGUGUAAUGAUGAGCCUAAAAAAGAAUACUUGCCCAAAAUAUAUGAUCCUUUCUUGAAUGGACCACAUCGUGGAACAAUACAAAAUUUGUUUUCACCUUUAAUCAUAAAUGAAACUUCAAUAGAAAAUUUCAUAGAAAAAAAUAAGAUUCAUACUAUCUUUCUUACUGAUACGGAUUCUCGAGAAUUUAAAGAUAAAACAGAUAUAUUUGAUAACAACCCAUUAUCAACAAAAAUGAGUUAUUUCUUGACUUUAAUCAGUGAACUUAAAUCAAAUUUGAAUUUGAAAGGAUCUUCUUUAUUUUCAGAACAAGGAAGAAUGGAUUCCGAAAAUAAAACAAAAUUUUUAUUCAAUGCAAUUAGAAGUGAUCUUAAUGAUCAAAAAAAAAAAAAAAAAUCUAUUGGAAUAAAAGAAAUCAGUAAAAAAGUCCCUCGAUGGUCAUACAAAUUAAUCAACGAAUUAGAACAACAGGAAGGAGAAAGUGAAGAAGAAGUACCAAUAGAUUAUCAGAUUCGUUCAAGAAAAGCCAAACGUGUAGUGAUUUUUACUGAUAACCGGGGAAAUACCGAUCCUAAUAAUAAGGAUACUAAUAAUUCUAAUAAAAGAGACGAAGUAGCUUUGAUACGAUAUUCGCAACAAUCUGAUUUUCGUCGAGACAUAAUCAAAGGUUCAAUGCGAGCCCAAAGAUGUAAAACAGUUAUUUGGGAACUUUUUCAAGCAAAUGCACAUUCUCCGCUUUUUUUGGACAGAAUAGACAAAUCACACCCUUUUUUUUUUGAUAUCUCCGAACUGAUAAAACUCAUUUUUAGAAAUUGUAUAGGAAAGGGAGCAGAAUUCAAAAUUUCAGAUUAUACAGAAGAAGAAAUAAAAGAAAGGGAAAAAAAGGAAAAGGACAAAAAAGAAGAGAACAAAAGAAAAGAGAAAGCGCGGAUAGAAGUAGCAGAAGCCUGGGAUACCAUUCCAUUUGCUCAAGUAAUAAGAGGUUCCAUGUUAAUAACUCAAUCGAUUCUUAGAAAAUAUAUUAUAUUACCGUCAUUGAUAAUAGCUAAAAAUAUUGGCCGUAUGCUAUUAUUACAAUUUCCUGAGUGGUCUGAGGAUUUAAAUGAAUGGAAUAAAGAAAUGCAUGUUAAAUGCACCUAUAAUGGUGUUCAAUUAUCAGAAACAGAAUUUCCGAAAAAUUGGUUAAUAGACGGUAUUCAAAUAAAGAUGCUAUUUCCUUUCUGUCUGAAACCCUGGCACAGAUCUAAGCCACGGUCCUCUCAUAUAGAUCGAAUCAAAAAGAAAGGACAAAAAGAUGAUUUUUUUUUUUUAACGGUUUGGGGAAUGGAAGCUGAACUUCCUUUUGGUUCUCCCCAAAAACGGCCUUCCUUUUUUGAACCCAUUUUUAAGAAACUCGAAAAAAAAAUUGGAAAAUUGAAAAAAAAGUAUUUUAUAUUUCUAAAAGUUUUAAAAGAAAGAACAAAAUUUCUAAAUAUCUCAAAAAAAACAAAAAAAUGGAUUAUCAAGGGCAUUCCGUUUUUAAAAAAAAUAAAAAAAGAACUCUCAAAAGUAAAUCCAAUUCUAUUAUUUAGAUUGAGAGAAAUAUAUAAAUCAAGCGAAACUAAAAAAAAAAAAGAAAAAGAUUCUAUAACCCGCAAUCAUAUAAUUCAUAAAUCCUUUAGUCGAAUUCAAUCUACAUAUUGGACAAAUUUUUUACUGACAGAAAAAAAAAUGAAAGAUCUGACUGAUAGAACAAGCACAAUCAGAAAUCAAAUAAAAAGAAUUACAAAAAAUAAAAAAAAAGUGACUCCAGAAAUAAAUGAUAGUCCUAAUAAAACAAGUUAUAAUGCUAAAAGAUUGGAAUCACCAAAUUGGCAAAUAUUAAAAAGAAGAAAUACUCGAUUAAUCCGUAAAUUACAUUAUUUUAUAAAAUUUUUCACUGAAAGGAUAUACGCAGAUAUCCUUCUAUCUAUUAUUAAUAUUCCCAGAAUUAAUAUACAACUUUUUGUUGAAUCAACAAAAAAAAUGAUUGAUAAAUCCAUUUACAAUAAUAAAAAAAAUAAAAAAAGAAUUAAUAAAACAAAUCAAAAUAAAAUGAAUUUUAUUUCGACUAUAAAAAAGUCACUUUAUAAUAUUAGUAAUAAGAAUUCACAGAAUUUUUUUGACUUAUCCUCCUUGUCACAAGCAUAUGUAUUUUACAAAAUAUCACAAACACAAGUUCUUAACUUGUAUAAGUUAAGAUCUAUUCUUCAAUAUCACGGAACGUCUUUUUUUCUUAAGACUUCAAUAAAAGAUUAUUUUGGAAAACAAGGAAUAAUUCAUUAUGAAUUAAGACAUAAGAAACUUCGGAAUUCUGGAAUAAAUCAAUGGAAAAACUGGUUAAGAGGUCAUUAUCAAUACCAUUUAUCUCAGAUUAGAUGGUCUAGAUUAAUAGCAGCAAAAUGGAAAAAUAGAAUCAAUAAAUGUCGUACAAUUCAAAAUCAAGAUUUAAACAAAGAGAAUUCAUAUGAAAAAGACCUAUUAAUUCAUUACAAAAAACAAAACGAUUACGAAGUAUAUUCAUUACCAAAUCAAAAUGAGAAUUUUCAAAAAUACUAUAGAUAUAAUCUUUUAUCUUAUAGAUCUAUUAAUUAUGAAAAUAAGAGGGACCCAUAUAUUUAUGGAUCACCAUUCCAAGUAAAUAAGAAUCGAGAGAGUUUUUAUAAUUACAACACACAUAAACAUAAGGGCAAAUUUUUUGAUAUACUAGGGGAUAUCCCUAUCAAAAAUUAUUUAGGAAAAAGUGAUAUUAUGUAUAUGGAAAAAAAUCCGGAUCGAAAAUAUUUUGAUUGGAAAAUUCUCCAUUUUUGUUUUAAAAAGAAAAUUGAUAUUGAGGCCUGGAUCAAGAUCGAUACCCACCAGAAUAAAAAUACUAAAACCGGGACUAAUAAUUUUCAAAUAAUUGAUAAAAUUGAUAAAAAAGAUUUUUUUUUUUUUUCGAUUCCUCAGGAUCAAGAAAUCAAUUCCCCCCAUCAAAAAAAAAUAUUUUUUGAUUGGAUGGGAAUGAAUGAAGAAAUACUAAGUUGUCCUAUAUUGAAUUUGAAACUUUGGUUUUUCCCCGAAUUUGUACUACUUUAUAAUGCAUAUAAAAUGAAACCGUGGUUUAUACCAAGCAAAUUACUUUUUUUUAAUAUAAAUGAAAAUGGUAGUGAAAAUAAAAACAUCAAUAGAAAGCAAAAGGGGGUUAUACCCUCGAAUGAAAAAAAAAAAAUGGAAUUAAAGAAUAAAAAUAAAAAAGAAAAAGAAUCUGCAGGCCAAAGAGAUCUUAGAUCAAAUGCACAAAACCAAGUAAAUCUUGUAUCUGUUCCCUCAACCGAACAAAAAGAUAUUGAAGAAGAUUAUUCAGAAUCAAACAUGAAAAACCGUAAAAAGAAAAAACAAUACAAGAGCAAUACCGAAGCAGAACUAGAUUUCUUCCUGAAAAAGUAUUUACUUUUUCAAUUGAGAUGGGAUAAUGCUUUGAAUCAAAGAAUGAUCAAUAAUAUCAAAGUAUAUUGUCUCCUGCUUAGACUGAGAAAUCCAAGAAAAAUUACUAUAUCCUCUAUUCAAAGGAGAGAAAUGAAUCUGGAUAUAAUGCUGAUUCAGAAGAAUUUAACUCUUACAGAAUUGAUGAAAAGGGGGAUAUUAAUUAUCGAACCCCUUCGUCUGUCUGUAAAAAAUGAUGGACAGUUUAUUAUGUAUCAAACCAUAGGUAUUUCAUUAGUUCAUACGAGUAGGCAUCAAACUAAUCAAAGAUACCGAGAACAAAGAUAUGUUGAUAAGAAGGAUAAGGAUUUUGAUGAAUCCAUUUCAAGGCAUCAUCAAAGGAUAACCGGAAAUAGAAAAAAAAAUCAUUAUGAUUUGCUUGUUCCUGAAAAUAUUUUAUCGUCUAGAUGUCGUAGAGAAUUGAGAAUUCUAAUUUGUUUCAAUUCAAAGACUAAGCAUGAUGUGAAUAGAAAUCCAAUAUUUUGCAAUGGGAACAAGGUCAAAAAUUGGAGUCGAUUUUUUGAUGAAAAUAAAGAUCUUGAUAGAGAUAAAUUAAUUAAAUUCAAAUUUUUUCUUUGGCCCAAUUAUCGAUUAGAAGAUUUAGCUUGUAUGAAUCGCUAUUGGUUUGAUACCAAUAAUGGCAGUCGUUUCAGCAUGUUAAGGAUACAUAUGUACCCACGAUUGAAAAUUCGUUGA
This is a messenger RNA of Camellia sinensis, 5622 nucleotides long. NCBI's taxonomy places the organism in Eukaryota, Viridiplantae, Streptophyta, Magnoliopsida, Ericales, Theaceae. The record is from the annotation of a RefSeq genome assembly.